Messenger RNA from Gadus morhua (Atlantic cod), 5029 nucleotides. RefSeq names its product family with sequence similarity 13 member A (gene fam13a). Bases 279 to 3656 code for a protein of 1125 amino acids. Lineage: Eukaryota; Metazoa; Chordata; Actinopteri; Gadiformes; Gadidae. The record is from RefSeq and is a predicted model, not a curated record. The transcript is spliced from 25 exons. Gene Ontology annotation, biological process: signal transduction.
ACCAGCCACUAAUGUGUGUCAAUGGUUUGGAGCACACAGACUUUCAAUGAAGACCGGCUUAUUUUGAGGGAGUCCCUCUCUUCUUCUUUCUUCUCCAUUUGGGAUUAUCUGUUUUAGUUUGUGGUAGAAAUCGUGAGGAUGAUGAAACCUAGUCCUGUCUGUGGAGGAAAGUUUAAAGUGGUGUCCCUUCAAGAAGGAGUGAGGAGAAAGUAGGAAGAGGACGAAGAAGGAUAGGAGUAUUUUUUUCUCUUCAUCCUUCCCUACUCCUCUGUUGGAGAAUGGGGGCCGGAGCUCUGACUAUCUGUCACCACAAGGCCGCCGUGCAGGUCAAGGAGGACAUGAAGAAGAUGGUACAGCUCCCCAUGCUCAGGCCCUGGACCAUCACCGGCAGCACCUCCAGUUCCAACAGUGUCGCCACCACCACAGCCAUCGCCACUGCGGAGGCCCAGGGUAGCAGGCAGUUUGGAGUGCCCCUGUCGGAGCUGUGCGCACUGGGCUUGGUGGCGGAAGAGUACGGGGUGCCCAAAGUGGUGCACAGGAUGGUGGAGCAUCUACGCACGCACGCCCUGCAUCAGGAGGGCCUGUUCAGGGUGAAUGGGAACGUGCGGGCCGUCGAGUCCCUGAGGCAUCGCCUCCAGAGUGGUGAGGAGGUGGACCUGCUGGCCGAAGGGGACGUCUGCACCGUGGCCAGCCUGCUCAAACAGUACCUCCGGGAUCUCCCAGAGGGACUGGUCCAUUCAGCUGUACAAAACGCUCUAAUAGAGCACUAUCAAGAGCGUGGCGAGGAAGGCUCGUGGGGGGACCUGAAGGCGCUGUUGGGGCGGAUGCCGGACGUCCACCACUGCCUGCUGAGCUACCUCUGCCGCUUCCUGACCGAGGUGGAGCGCCACCAGGCGCACAACCGUAUGACCGCCCUCAACCUGGCCACGGUGUUCGGACCCAGCGUCUUCCACGUGUCUCCUGGGUUUGAGGCCAUUAAGGAGCAGAAUAUCUGCAAUAAAAUCAUGGCCGAGCUCAUCCAAAACUACAGCAACAUCUUCGACAGCAGCCCCGAUGGAGACCAAGAUGGCCUCACUGGCCAUUUACCGACCCUCAUCAUUGUCAAGGAAGUUCCCUUGAUGAAUGUGGACAGCGAUCGUUCCCCUGCAGAAACAAGUCCCAGGACCCCAAAGACACCGGUUCAUGUCAAGAAAAAGGUGAAGAAGGGAACAGGUGACGAGGUCUCAGUGAUCACACCACAACCCAGCUGCUCUGCCGAGCUGCCCCACAUGAGGCGGCUGGUCCCACAGCCCAGGGGCCACAACCUGGAGCCCAUGGAGAUGACCCCCCAUCCAGCCUCACCUCCCUCAAACACCAGCCCCUCCUCCAGCGUGGAUCUCCCCGACUGCUUACCAGAAGAGGAGCGAGCGAUUUCUCCAUUCUAUAUGAGUAAUCACCUAUCUCCAAUACACUGCAGACCCGAUGUCACCAAUUUUCUAGACCGCACCAUACGGGCAGCGGUACAACAGCAUCUCUUUGAGAUAAACUCCCUUGACUGUCCCCGUGUACCGGGACCUGGUUUGCGGGGACCUGGUUUGCCGGAAACUGGUUUGCCAGAACCUGGUUUGCACGGACGUCGUUGGACGGCACCUGCUUUGCAGUUUCCCCAAGAGGAUACUACUUGCUUUAGUCCUCCGCCGUGGACGUCUAGUGCGAGGCAGAGACGUCGGCAGAAGAGAGAGCAGAGGGAAGAGGAGGAGGGCGAGAGGGAGCCAGAGAGAAGCAGGUCCACGUCGUCUCUCAGGGCAGACCUCCAGAAGGAGAACAUACCGUUGGAUGAGGACACCUAUGAUGCACUCAGCGAGGGUAUUGUAGCUUCUAGACCAGCUAAACAGCGGACCCAUAGAGUCAGGAACAACCAGCCAAACACCCAGCAGCACUGUGUCCCAAAACCCUGGAAGCCCAGGGCCAGCCCCACUCUGGCCCAGCAAGACCAGAACCAGGACACCCCUACGGUACAGGCUCAGGAAUGCUGCGUGGCGGGAAGUGCCUCUAGAUCUGAAGGAUUCACCAUGGAUGACCCGGCCCCCGGGAGGAGAAGGAAGGAGAGCAGGACUGAAAAUGGCCUUCCUCAUCCACAGAGGGCCAGGAUGAAGAUCCAGGAGUCUCCCGCCGUGUGUGCGGCGCCGGAGCGGCCGUCGCGCGGCGACUGCAGCGAGCCGCGAGAGGAUGUUCCCCGCCUGGAGCUCGCAGAGGAGGACAACAACAACUGGGGAGAGCAUUCCUACUAUUCCGCCCCUUUCCUUGAUUUCAAAAACCUUUUCCACCACAGUGUGUUUGAUGAGCCCGUCCCUGCCUACUCGUCGUGGCAACGGGACAACAUGGACCGCGAGGAGCCCCGCCCGUCGCCGCACGCCGGCGGUCAACUCAUCCGCCAGCUGAUGGAGGAGGGCAGCGACCCCAUGCUCUCGCCUCGUUUCUACGGUUACGGCCACUGCCAGUACCUGGACGACACGGAGGUGCCCCCCUCGCCGCCCAACGCGCACUCCUUCACCAGUCGCCGCAGGAGUUCUUCCCUGGGGUCCUGUGACGAGGAGAAGGAGGAGCUGUCGUCCGUUCAGCUCUCCAAGCGGAUCCACGUGCUCAAGAAGAAGAUCCACCGGUUUGAGGAAAAGUUUGAAUAUGAACGGAAAUACAGGCCGUCUCACAGUGAUAAGCUUGCCAACCCAGAAGUGCUCAGAUGGGUCAAUGAACUGACAAGACUUCGCAGGAAUCUCAAAGAACACAAGCUGCUGAAGUCGGAGGAGGACCUGCCACCGCUGACCCGCCAGCGCAGCAACACCCUGCCCAAGAGCUUCGGCUCCCAGCUGGACAAGAGGAGCCCGCAGGAGAAGGCGCCGCUGCCCCCGGCCGAGAGCACCCUGGAGGUGGUGAUGGGCAAGCUGCAGGAGAAGAGGGAGGAGGUGGGCCGGCCGGAGGACAUCAAGGACAUGACCCGAGAGCAGAUUGGAACGGAGAAGCUGGCACUGCAGAAGGCCCUGCUGUACUAUGAGAGCAUCCAUGGAAGACCGGUGACGAAGAACGAGAGACAGACCAUGAAGCCCCUGUACGACCGCUACCGCCUGGUGAAGCAGAUCCUGUGCAGGGCCUCCAGUAUCCCCGUCAUCGGCUCCCCCUCCAGCAAGCGGCGGGGUCCGCUCCUCCAGCCCAUUAUCGAGGGCGUUCCCGCACUGUUCUUCGAUGACAUCAAGGAGGAGGAGGACGGCUCUGAGGAGGACGGGGACUCUAAGCCCUCGUUCCCGGUGUCGGACCGGCCCAACCCCAGCAUGCUGGGCUUCCUUGACCAGCUGGAGGAGGAGGCGGAUGGGUUCAUCUCCCCCGUGGACGACCUGUCGCCCUCCAGGAGCACCACGCACGACAUGAGGCUGUCCAACCUGCACUCGGCCACCAUGCAAGAACUGCUGGAGCAGCUCCAAGAAACCAGAGAGGAGAAGAAGAGAAUCCGCAAGAAUCUAAGAGAGUACGAAGACCAGUUCUUUAGAGAAAAUGGAAGGAAUGUGCAGAAGGAGGACCGGUCCCCUCUGGCGGUGGAGUAUAACGAAUACAAACACGUGAAGGCCAAGCUCAAACUGCUGGAAGUCCUGAUCAGCAAAAGAAACGCGACCAAGUUCAAAUGAGAUGGAACAACGGACGAAACCCUAAGGACUCGAAAAUGAAAAGCGUUGGGUCUCCACGGAUUAAAAAGAAACGAGAGGAAUUCACCAGCCUGAGAAGACAAACCUUUUAUAAACAACAAACACCUCAGCUUCUAGGAACCUGUGUCGGAUCUGUUGUUGGAGCGUUUGUUUUGGACGAGUUUUGUUCUUCCCCUUUUUUGCUCUGUGAUUGCGCUGAAGCGUGCGGAGGUCCAAACCUGUGGCACUUGGGGUCAGUGUUCCCUAGAAGACGUGAGGGAGACCUGCAGGCCCUUGGCUUCUCCCAUCCCCCAGGGUAGAGGUGCUGCUUCCUGUCAAUCAAAACCGACCGAAAUGUCUAAAAGUAGCCCUUAAAAAUAGUUAGGUAGCUAGGUAGAGUCACGUUCAUUGUAGCUAAUUUAUUUCUAUUCCUUUUUUUAAAUGUUUGUUUGUUCUUUUAGGAAUAGUUGUUUCUUUUUUGGCGCUAUGGAAUACAUUUAUUUUUGUUAUGCAUUGUGGAGUCUUAAGAAAAUAUCUCUAAGUAAAAUUAUAGAGUUGGUGAAUAUAUUUUUGAAAGAAGGAUAUAAGAAAAUUGAGUAAUAGAUUGGACGUGUAUUUUUGUACGGGAGACCUCUAUCUGAAUGACUACCAACCGAUCGGUUUGACAGUAUUUGUUCAAGCGAAUGGAUCUGUAAAUGUGAUUGUUAAUUGAUGCCAUACUUUUGUGUGUCUUUGAGUGUGCAACAUUAUUGAUACUACACUAAGAAAGUGAUUUGCUCACACAAAAAAAGGUUUGCCAUGCAGAGCCAGUGGUUUGAUAUCUUCUGUUAAUGUGUCCCAAAGACAAUGAAUCAAGUGUUCAGAUUGCACAUUAAAAUAGCGUAGAAGAUCAUUAUAAUCAAUAAUGUAGCUUGUUCCUUAUUUUUGAUGAAUGGUAAACCUGUAGAUUAUGCAUCUGCUUGUGUAUCUCCCUAAAUUUGUUUUGCUCCCUCUCCUUACCACUUACUUAAUGUAAAAAUAAGCUAUUUUUGUGUUUAAAAUAAUCGUUUUCUUGCUCACGUUGAUGAACAUGAAGAGGCAUUUUACAAUGACUGAUAAAUCCUUUGAAUCCAUUGAUCCAAUCCUCUGCUGCCUGCAAUUUAAGGCUUGCUGCUUUCCUUACACAGCCAUUUCUAUGGCUUCUUGGUUCUGUAAAUACAUCUUUGUGUUUAUUCUCUCCUUUUAUUCCUCCAAAAUGGAUAACUAACAGUGUGAAGUUUGUUUUAUGAAUGUAAACACUGGCGAAUUAUUAGUGCAUUUGGGCGUGUACAUUUUAGUACAUAUUUGUAUUUUGUAAAUACAUAUUAUUAAAGCAAAGAUAUUUUUACUGGAACUCG